Messenger RNA from Wallemia mellicola CBS 633.66, 5977 nucleotides. RefSeq lists its product as hypothetical. The record is from RefSeq and is a predicted model, not a curated record. Gene Ontology annotation, cellular component: dynein complex. The transcript has 7 exons. Gene Ontology annotation, molecular function: dynein intermediate chain binding; minus-end-directed microtubule motor activity; dynein light intermediate chain binding. Gene Ontology annotation, biological process: microtubule-based movement. The coding region runs from base 6 to 5945 and encodes 1979 amino acids. Lineage: Eukaryota; Fungi; Basidiomycota; Wallemiomycetes; Wallemiales; Wallemiaceae.
CAGAGAUGUCAGUCGCUGACGCGUUGCAAAUAAACCCAGAGCCACCGCCAGCUACAGAACCGAUAGAUGAGGGUUUAGACGCGCACUCUUUUAAGCUCUAUCUCCAGGAUCUCCUACCAAAAUUAUUGAAUGCAGAUACGAGCGAUCUAAUCACGUUAUGGAAUGAAAAUACAGAAGAAGAUAUCCUUAGAUUUGCCAAUGACCAAUCUCUCAUGGGUCUUUAUAUCCAACAACUACGGACAGACGAUGAUCCACCGAGAUUUACUUACAAUCUGACACACACGUUGACGCACCCCCCAAAUUUAGUUUCUACUGUAUUUAUGUUGAAGAGAUUCCCCACUCUCUCGCCCGUAGAUCCCCUCUCUUCUCAACUCGUCAUUCUCAAUCUUGCAGAUGGCGGCUAUGAAGUAUUGCACGCGCUUGUGCAUCUCGCAGCUGCACCAUACUUUGAUGCUUUUGUUAAUGCGAAAGGAAAAGGUGGCGAUAUCAACAAAUCGAAAGACUCAGAUGCGAAAUUGGGUAUUCCAAUGACAAAGAAGAAGUUUGCAGAAUUAGAGUUGUCUUUACUCCAUUUACAACAAAAUGUUGAAAUACCUGAAACACAUCUUGUUAUUCAUUCUGCUGUCAGGGAUGCUGUCACUAUGGCACAUAACGCUGGGACGAGACCCGCACCAUCUGAUGUUCAACCGCAAUCACUUCUCAAUGAUAGCACAUUCCUCAAUCGUCUACAAAAUGAUGUCAAUAGUUGGAUCAAAGAAAUUAGAAAUGUUACCAAGUUAAACAGGGAUGUCGCUAGUGGUACUGCAUCACAGGAAAUUAACUUCUGGUUAAGUAUGGAGAGAGCACUCGAGAGUAUUGAAGAACAGCUGAAGUCUGAACCAAUCAUGCUCACUCUUGAAAUCCUUAAGUAUGCCAAACGUUUCCAUGCAACUGUCUCAUUCAUCGCUGAUACCGGUUUGAAAGAAGCGACUGACGUUGUACACAAAUAUAAUCAACUCAUGAAAGAUUUCCCUCUAGAUGAACUCUUAUCUGCGACCGAUUUCGAUAAAGUUCAAGACAGUUUAUAUCUCAUAUUUGGACAUAUCAAUAAAAAGCUCAAAUUAUCACCAUACCCAAUUAGACGUGCAUUACCUUUAGUAGAAGCCAUUUCGAAGGACUUUAAUGAUCAAAUGCUUAGAAUUCUUCAAUCCCAUAGACUGAUGUAUAUGGAAUAUGAAAGUUUUGAACGCUCUAUCAAUGCUGCAGAUUCCGCUUUCAGAGUCUGGGAUGAUGUACUCAAAGAAUUUACAAACGUGGCGCGUGAAGUAACACGAAAGCGUUCAGAAAAGUUCUUACCAAUUAAGAUUAAUGCAGCCCAUUGGAAGUUAGCUGAAAGAUGUAAUUAUUUACGUAACUUCCGCAAACAGCAUGAACAACUACGCACGAUGACUGCAAUGAAAAAUACAAAAGCUGGCAGUGGCGUCGUAGCUGACAACCUGACUGAUCUUGAUAUGGAAGAUGAAGUUAAGGCUGCAUAUGAUACCUUAAAAAAUGUCAAUGUAUUGGAUAUUUCAGUUGAGGGGACGGAGAUCUGGAUCGCCGCUGAGACUGCUUACAAUGAACGUGUGGCUCGCGUCGAAAACCAAAUUAUUGCACGUCUCAGGGAUCGCUUGGGUACCGCACGCAAUGCAUCUGAAAUGUUCAGAGUAUUUGGUUAUUAUAAUGCACUUUUCGUUAGACCAAAGAUUCGUGGAGCUAUAUCAGAAUAUCAAACGCAACUCAUUGAUUCCGUCAAGGAAGAUAUCAAACGUUUACAUGGAAAGUUCACGAUGCAGUAUAAAAACACGGAAGCAUUUCAUAUGUCCCAACUCAGGGAUAUUCCUCCAAUUGCUGGUGCCAUUAUCUGGGCAAAGCAAAUUGAAAGACAAUUGAACAUGUACAUGAAACGUGUUGAGGAUGUCCUUGGUGAAGGAUGGGACUUAUAUGCUGAAGGUGCCAAGCUACAAAGCGAAAGUACAUCAUUCAGAAAAAAGCUUGAUACUAAACCAAUCUUUGAUGCGUGGUUACAUGAAAUUAAUCGACGUGAUAUGCGUAUUGAAGGUCGUUUGUUUGAAAUCAAUCGCACUCGUAAUUCUCUCACAGGUGAAUUAAAUGUCUACCAACUUGGUGUCAAUUUCGAUCCACAAGUCAUCACACUUUUCAAGGAAGUGCGUAAUUUAAUUUGGAGACAAUUCCAAGUUCCUCAUGCUAUCGUUAACAUUGCCAAAGAUGCCAAGCGUGUCUACCCACACGCAGUUAGUUUAAUGGAAACUGUAAGAACUUACUCUUUGACGGUAGAAAGAAUACUAGCGAAUCCCGGUAUCGAAACAUUGAUUGCUGAAUAUAGGAUAGAAGCUCAAAAUAUAAUUACUAGAGGUAUGCCUUUGAGAUGGGAGUUUUUCGUAAACACUUAUGAUACACGCUUUGGCGCCUUGUCAAGUAUUGAAGGUCGUGAAGGAAGACACAUGUAUUUCAUACGCGAAUUCGCAAGCUCUGUUAGCAUAUUACAAGAUAAAACAGACGAUCUGAUAGAUACGUAUAAUGAUGUGAUGAGAAUAAUUGAUGAGCUUUCAACUUGCCCCUUCAAUAACGAAAUCUUUACUUCACAUCUUACUACUAUUCAAAAGACGAUCGACAAGCUCAACCUUGAAGGCUAUGCAAACCUUGAUAGUUGGGUUGCAGCGCUGGAUAGCAAGAUCGAGAACGUUUUGCUUGAGCGUGUCAAGCAAAUUAUUGACGAAUGGUGUAUUGCCUUCAAUAGAAGUAAAGAAGAAGCACCAGUUAGUCGCUCAAAAGAGGCCAUCAGAAAGAAAGUAAAGCAUGAACAUGAACAUUUUGUCGAAUUGGAACAACUCUACCAUGAAAUUAGGAUCAGAGAUCAAGUAAUUUAUGUUGAUCCUCCAAUUGAACAUUCACGGACAGAGUGGUACAAACAAUUACAUGUCUGGUUAGGUGUUAUAUGUAACCUCCCUCGAAUCCAGUCAUCUCGAUAUGAAAUUGGACUACAAUUCGAUAAGGUAUCAGAGUCAAGUCAUGAUAACACUUAUACCACGCUUUUGACGAAGCUUCCAUUUGAGACUCUUUCAAAACCAUUUGCACUUAUUGAAGAUAAAGUGAAGGAUGUUGGGGAAUACGUUGGUAAAUGGUUACAAUUCCAAUCAUUAUGGGAUCUUGAAGGCGAACAGGUUUAUAGCCGUCUUGGCGAUUCAUUGGCUUUGUGGCAGCAAUUACUCAGUGAAAUCAAGAGAACGAGAAGCACCUUUGACACUUCUGACACCCAACACACAUUCGGCGCUGCUAUCGUUGACUUUGCUCAAGUACAAGUCAAAGUCAAUGCCAAAUACGAUUUCUGGCAGCGUGAUAUUGUUACUAGAUUUGGACAAAAGCUUAAGGACGCGAUGAAGGAUACUCAUUCAGCUAUACAAAAGGCCAGAUACGAACUAGAGACUCAAUCAAUUGAAGGCAGCUCAACUGUGCAGGCCGUAUCAUUCAUUACCUUCGUCCAAGAUAUUAAGAAAAAGGCAAAGAAGUGGGAUCCCGAAAUUGCUAUUUUUGUUGAAAGUGAAAAAACACUCGACAAGCAACGUUACCAAUUCCCAAGUGACUGGAUGUGGGUUGAUCAAGUUCAAGGUGAAUGGAGUGCUUUCAAUGAGAUCCUCAAACGUAAAAAUGAUCUCAUUCUUGAACAAUUGUCUGGUUUACAGCUCAAGAUAGAUGCAGAAGACAAAAUUGUUCGUAACAAAAUUGAAGAGAUUACUAAGGAGUGGGAGGACAAUAAACCAAUCCAAGGUAAUAUACGUGCAGAUCAGGCCAUGAAUACUAUCAAUAUUUAUGGUUCACGUGUUGAACAACUAAAGAGUCAAUACGAUUUGGUCUUUAGAGCUAAAGAGGCUCUAGAUCUUGAGCAUAUGAAUGACGAUCGUUUGGAACCUGUUCUUGAGGAGUUAAAGGACUUACGCGCUGUUUGGACUGCUCUUUCGGGUGUUUGGGAUCAAAUUGCUGAAAUUAAGGAAACAACUUGGGCGUCCCUUCAACCCCGCAAGCUGCGAUCAUCAUUAGAAGGUCUCCUGAAUUCCACUAAUGAGAUGCCAAGUCGUAUGCGUCAGUAUAGUGCUUUUGAGUUUGUGCAAGAUACUUUGAGAUCCUAUUUGAAGCUCAACUCAACCAUUUCAGACCUUCGUUCUGAAGCUCUUCACGAUCGCCAUUGGAACCAAUUGUUCAAAAGCCUAAAGAUCAACAGAGUUUACUCGCCUAAUAACAUGACUUUAGAGAACAUUUACGAUAUUGAUUUGAAACGUAAUGAAUCACUGAUCAGAGAUGUCAUUACUCAAGCAGCCGGUGAAAUGGCAUUAGAAGAGUUCUUGAAGCAGGUCCGCGAAACAUGGUCAAGCUAUCAAUUAGAAUUGGUCAACUACCAAAACAAGUGUUACUUGAUUAGAGGAUGGGACGAUCUGUUCUCUAAAUGUACAGAACAUACCAACUCACUCACAGCCAUGUCCAAUUCACCAUAUUUCAAGGUAUUUGAAGAUGAUGCUAGAUCAUGGGAAGAUAAACUCAACCGCGUACACAAUUUAUUCAAUCUCUGGAUAGAUGUUCAACGCCAAUGGGUUUACCUAGAAGGUAUUUUCUCAAGUUCAGCUGACAUUAAACAUUUGCUACCGAUGGAAAGUCAGAAAUUCCAAACAAUCAACACAGAAUUUUACAAUAUUCUCAAAGGCGUUAAAAGAUCUCCUUAUGUUUUAGAAGUCCUUGGCAUUACAGAUGUACAAAAGCGCAUGGAAAAACUCGCUGAGACCUUAAAUAAAGUUCAAAAAGCUCUUGGUGAAUAUCUUGAACGUGAGCGUUCAUCAUUCCCUCGAUUCUACUUUGUUGGUGAUGAAGACUUACUUGAAAUCAUUGGUAAUAGCAAAGAUAUCUUAAGGAUUAUGAAGCACUUGAAGAAGAUGUUUGCAGGUAUAUCUAACGUCAUUCUUGAUGAAGAUAUCACUGAGAUUCAAGCGAUGGUAUCGAAGGAGGGAGAAGUAGUUAAAUUCUCUAAUGCAAUCCAGUUGAAAGAUUAUCCAAAGAUCAACGAUUGGUUGGCCAAGAUUGAGAGUGAAAUGAGAACAUCAUUGGCAGACCUUCUAACUGAAGCAGUCGAAUCUCUUCGCGAAUUCUAUUCUAAUGAAGAUAAAUUGGACGUCGAUAUUUUCUUAAAUUGGAUGAAUCGCUUCCCUGCUCAAUUAGUUGUCUUAGCUAUACAGGUCGAAUAUUCUACUAUUGUUGAUAAAGAUCUACAAUCUGGAUCAGAUCUGAAAAGCCCACAAACAAUCAUUCUUAGGACGCUUGAUGUUUUAGCUGAUACCGUUUUGACGAAUUUGCCAACGAUACAAAGACGAAAAUGCGAACAUCUCAUUACAGAAUUGGUUCAUCAAAGAGACGUACUUCGUUCACUGAUACGUGACGAAGUUAAAAGUCACAGAGAUUUCAAUUGGCUCUAUCAAAUGAGAUUCUACCUUGACACAAGCGUCAGUAAUUCUAUAGAUCGACUUAACGUUCACAUGGCUGAUGCUACAUUCGAUUACGGAUAUGAGUACUUAGGUGUUCCUGAUAGACUUGUCCAGACACCACUCACUGAUCGCUGUUACUUGACUUUAACUCAAGCAUUGAAUUCACAACUCGGUGGUGCACCUUUCGGGCCUGCUGGUACAGGUAAAACUGAAUCCGUCAAAGCCUUGGGUGUUCAGCUCGGUAGAUUUGUAUUGGUUUUCUGUUGCGACGAAACAUUCGAUUUUCAGGCCAUGGGUCGUAUCUUUAUCGGUUUGUGUCAAGUUGGAGCAUGGGGAUGCUUUGAUGAGUUCAAUCGUCUUGAUGAAGGUACAUUAUCAGCAGUCUCGGAACAAAUCCUUCAAGUACAGCAAGCUCUUGCAACUUCCUUUGGAAAAUAAUGUAAUGAUACCAUUUAUAACAUAUUCUCAAA